This is a messenger RNA of Drosophila willistoni, 925 nucleotides long. It is a transcript of the gene mRpS26, whose product is annotated as probable 28S ribosomal protein S26, mitochondrial. The transcript has 2 exons. The coding region runs from base 172 to 846 and encodes 224 amino acids. NCBI's taxonomy places the organism in Eukaryota, Metazoa, Arthropoda, Insecta, Diptera, Drosophilidae. Gene Ontology annotation, cellular component: mitochondrial small ribosomal subunit. The record is from RefSeq and is a predicted model, not a curated record.
UGUUUUAAUAAUUGUAUUUGUGAAAAUUGUCUUCUAAAGUUAGUAGUCCACAGGGCCCCUUAAAACGUUUGCUGUGCCUCCGCCCCUGGUUAAAUAGUUCCCUUGCGGUUGCACAACGGUCGAAAUUAGGGAAAACUAAAUCGAAAGAUUUAUUAAUUAAAUUCACAAGUAAUGCUUCGUGCAGGCUGCCAACUAUUGGGCCAAGCCUCUGUGGCCAAGACAGGUAGCAACAAUUUUGCCCUCGAAUUUGUGCGUUGGCGCCGAAAGCCACGUUGGUUGCCGGUGGCCAAAAGUAAGCUAUUCCGUGUACCGGAGCGCAAGAAGCAAACAGAGGAGGAGCGGACAGAGCUCAUGAGGCUGCACAACCAAUACAAAACUCAACUCCGGUCAGUCCGUCAAUAUUUGCGUGAGGAAGUCAUCCGAUAUGAAGAAACAUCGACAGCUGAUCACAUAGUACUUACGCCCGAACAAGAGGAGGCCGAAUUCCAACGUUGUCUGGACGAGAAUGCCGCUUGGAAUGCAGCCAUUGCCAAAGAGCGUGAAAUCCGUUUGGCCAAGGAACGUGAUGAAAAGGUGGUCUAUGUCCAGGAGCGCUUAGAAGCCAAGAAACUGCGCGACGAGGAGCGCCUUGAGCGUGCAAAUGCCCGAGUGUUACACGAAAUUGAACAAUCCAAAACAUUUAUCACACGAGAGAAUCUAGAUGCUGCCAUUGAGACUGCCCUGGCCAAUCCUGUGGACCAUAAUUUUGCCAUUGACAUGGGUGGCAAUCUGUACUAUGGACGCAAUGCCACACAAUUUCCACAGGAAACCACCAAUGAGCCGCCUCAGCAGGCUUUAAGUAAUUGAUAAAAAAAAGUAAUAUAGAUUUUACGUCGAUUUGUUGUUAAACAUUAAAGAAAAAAACUAUUUUUUCUUUCAUAUGAAA